Messenger RNA from Anopheles marshallii, 2004 nucleotides. Its product is annotated as CLIP domain-containing serine protease B4-like. Gene Ontology annotation, biological process: proteolysis. Gene Ontology annotation, molecular function: serine-type endopeptidase activity. The transcript is spliced from 6 exons. Lineage: Eukaryota; Metazoa; Arthropoda; Insecta; Diptera; Culicidae. The annotation marks the transcript as partial. The record is from RefSeq and is a predicted model, not a curated record.
UUGUUCAUUUCGAUUUUGUUAGAGCUGGGUGAAAGCUGUGUAAAUCCUGCAGGAGAAUCUGGCAAGUGUAUCCUCUUCCGAGAUUGCCAACCACUCGUCAACAUUAACAAUAAACCCAUUAACUCGCCACAAGAUACAGAGUUCCUCACGCAAAGCCGGUGUGGUAUGAUACAACGAAAAACAUUGGUAUGUUGUGCAGGGUCUAUUCAGAAAUCUUCAUUACCAGAGCCUCCCCAUUGCGGUGUGCAACUGUCGGAUCGUGUUCUUGGCGGUCAGCCAACACAAAUCGAUGAGUUUCCGUGGACGGCGUUGAUCGAGUUUCAGAAACCAGACGGAAGCUUUGAUUUCCACUGUGGAGGAUCACUUAUCAAUGAGCGAUAUGUUGUUACUGCUGCCCAUUGCAUUCACAAGGACGCUGUCCAUCGUGUACGUCUUGGCGAGUGGGAUUUGUCAUCGGCUAAUGAUUGUCAGGAUGGUUUUUGCUCCGAUGUACCGAUCGAUCUGGACGUUGAGAAGAUUGUUGUUCACAGCAAUUAUGACCCGAAGGAUCAUAGCUAUAAAAACGAUAUAGCGUUGAUUCGUUUCACCCGAUCUGUUCAGUACUCUGAUACAGUACGACCUAUUUGUCUACCGUUGAGCGCAUCGCUUCGUAAUCGUGAUCAUGUCGGACGGCCGAGUUAUGCUGUCGGUUGGGGUAAAACAGAAAAUGCUACAGCGAGUGAGAUGAAGCUGAAGGUUUCGAUGAACGUCACUAGCUCGCAAGAGUGUGCACGAGCUUAUCAGCGUUGGAGAAUUUUGUUAACAGCCACACACAUGUGUGCUGGGGGUGUGUUUCGCCAGGACACAUGUAGCGGUGAUUCGGGCGGUCCUCUGAUGCGUCAGAUUGCUGGUGCAUGGUAUCUGAUCGGUGUGGUCAGUUUUGGACCAAAUAAAUGCGGCACUGCCGGUGUACCAGGUGUAUACACUAAUGUUGCUGAGUAUGUAGAUUGGAUACGGGACAAUAAGUUGGGUGAAAGCUGUGUAAAUCCUGCAGGAGAAUCGGGCAAGUGUAUUCUCUUCCGAGACUGUCAACCACUCGUCAACAUCUACAAUAAACCCAUUAACACGCCACAAGAUACAGAGUUCCUCACGCAAAGCCGGUGUGGUAUGUUACAACGAAAAACAUUGGUGUGUUGUGCAGUAUCCAAGCAGGUUUCUUUGUUACCAAAAUCUCCGUAUUGCGGCAUACAAAUGUCCGAUCGUGUAGUUGGAGGUCAGGAUACAAAGAUUAAUGAGUUUCCAUGGACGGCAUUGAUCCAGUUUCGGAUACUGGACGGGAGUUUUAAAUUCGGCUGUGGAGGAUCACUUAUCAAUGAGCGGUAUGUUGUUACUGCUGCUCAUUGUGUCGAACUGAUUCGUUCUGAUUGGAAAAUCCAUCGUGUACGCCUUGGUGAGUGGGAUUUGUCAAAGGCUAAUGAUUGUCAGGAUGGCUUUUGCUCCAAAGCGCCGAUCGAUCUGGAGAUUGAGAAGAUUGUUUACCACAGAAAUUACGUCCUAAAAAAUAAUAAAAUAAUCAACGAUAUUGCGUUGAUUCGUUUUACCCGCCCGGUUCUCUACUCUGAAACAGUACGACCUAUUUGUCUACCGUUGAGCGCAUCGCUUCGUAAUCGUAAUCAUGUCGGACAGCCGAGUUAUGCUGCCGGUUGGGGUAAAACGGAAACUGCAACGGCAAGCGAAGUGAAGCUGAUGGUCGAGUUGAACAUCACAAGUUGGCAAGAUUGUGCACGAAUUUAUCAGGAGAAAGGAGUUUCGCUUAAAACCACGCAAAUGUGUGCCGGUGGUGUGCGUGGCAAGGACACAUGUAGCGGUGAUUCGGGCGGUCCUCUGAUGCGUCAGAUUGCUGGUGCAUGGUAUCUGAUCGGUGUGGUCAGCUAUGGACCUACGAAAUGCGGCACAGACGGUGUACCGGGUGUAUAUACUAAUGUUGCUGAGUACAUUGAUUGGAUACAGGCCAAUAUCUACUAG